CCAUUUCCUCUGUGACCAUGCAGAAAGAGUUUUGCGAACAUUUGGGGUCUGUUUGUAAUAGGGGGUCUCUGCUACAGCAGUUGGGGGCUUCUUUUGCAGGAACAAAAUAAGGGCUUUUAAAAGAGUGUCUUGAUUUUAGGUGACUGUUUGAAUCCACUGUUUUUCCUGAUAACCUGCAGCUAGGAUUGAAGAUUACACUUCCUGUUUACCCUCAGCCAGGGGAGAAAUGUUCAGUUCAUUGUGACUUGACUCUGGACCUUUAAUGGGGUUUGUCUGGUUAUUGGAACUGUGGGUAGGUGAUCUGCCUGUGAAAUGUAAUGAAACUGCUUGUUCUUAGAGGCACAGAGCCCUAGAAGCAUUGGUGGGGGAGGAGCUGGUGGUGGUGGUGUGUGUUGGGGGUGGUGGUGUCAGUACUUAUGUUUUAGGAUAUAGCAUGAAGCCUCAUCUACCACCAAACUCUGGUUUGAUUUAGGACUCACUGACCAACAGAUGCAGCCUUUUUCCAAGCCUGACCCACACACCUGUAUGCACGCUAGCCUUACGUAUGAUUUAUUCCUCACUUUUUUACAUUUCCCCUGAUGUCUGAAUGCUAUAGCUAGAAUUUAAAAGUGGAAAAAGUAGACUCUUGUUUAGCAUUACCUUCAGAAUUUCCCUGGAAGUUCACUACAUAAAUUUCCAGCUUGGAGACCAAUCCGGCAUGACUGUAAAAGCUGGAAAUAUGUUCAGUUGCUGUGUUAUGCCAACUUUGUGGAAUCAGUAAUCUGUUUUCUUUUAAAGUAGUGUCCAGCAACCCACCUUUUGAGACCACUUGGAAAAAGGCUCGUUUAAUCAGGAGGAAUGUACCGAAUUCUAAGUUGAGAAAAGUCUGUGUAAGGCAGGCCAGCUUCUUGGAGUAAAAGUGCAGGCAGUUAAUGAUGUUAUAUACUGAAAACUAAACAGUGCCUCUACCCCACACAAAUAAGUUCGGAUACUCAACUAUUUCUUUGUUCUUAUCUCCUUUCGGUAAAUGGAAAUUAUAUAUUGAGGUUCUUGUGGCCUUCCUAGAAGCAAUAUCUAAUCACAAGACUCCUGGUUUGGUGCCUUCAACGUUUGCAUAAUACUGUGUUUGUUGGGCUGGAAGGGAACUUAAGGGCAAGGCAUUUGUCCUCUAAAAGCUUUCAUUAAAAUGGCUCCCACAGGUUUGGAAAGCCAAGUUCUGUUUUCCAAUGUGUAGCCCCAGCAAGUUCCCUGCCCUGGACCAAGCUAGCCACUUUUCCUCUGGUACUGUGGCCACCACCAAACAUGGGUCUGUAAAAAGUUAAUUGGUCUCAAAGUAGCAUUAUUGUCCAGUUUCACUAAAGGAGGGGAAAUAAAUGUCUGCAUUGCAGCAGAACUAGGUAGGGGACAACAGCAGUGCUGGCUCACAGAGCAGCCCAAUGGGUCUCCUCUGUGUAGCUUUUGAACCAAUAGACUUGGAUGAAAGGUUAAAGAUUGACAAUUGCAGUGGCUGAACUGAGAAUGGGCCUUCUGGAAAUUUCUACCAUCUUUGUUCCUUUUAGGAAAAGCAGAUCUGCCAAGCUGAAGAGUCUCCUACAUUCUGUUCCUAGGGCAUCUCCCCUCCCCCCUUUCUUUUUCUCAUCAAGGUAGAAUGUUCUCUUCUGCCACAUUUGUAAAUUGCACAGGGGGGAACAGAACAUUGGGCUGUUUUCCUUUUUCCUUCUGCCGCCUGAGUCCCCAAAGAGGAUGCACAGCUGCAAGGAACAAACACAGACACACUGGAGCUUUUGAUUCCUCUUUUUUUUUUUUUUUUCCUUCAAGACCCUCCAGGAUGGAUUCACUUUCUGCUUUGGGAAAUUAAGUGGCGUUCACGUGGGGGAGGGGGAGUAACUGCUUUUAUUAGCUCCAGAAAGUGGUCAGUGUUCAGUCUGUAACUAGGAAUUAAUUAUAUAUAAUCACUCCGUAAACUUUCUACAGAGUUUUUCUAAUUGCUGAGCAUGAACAUAGUUAGCCCGCUGGAGCCAAGUCCAGUUACUUUUAUAAUUAACAGCUCAAAGAUUUGAGUCAGAAAGAAAGAAACAAUGGGGCCUCUUGGAUUAUAAAUUAGGGAUGAAAACAAUAGCUUUUUUUCCUUUCUUUCUUGUAACCCCUUUUCUUUUAAACAAAACAUUCCCCCUUUUCUUUCCCUGGGAGAAAUGGUGGGGAAACUGCAUCAGGUCUUAAAUAGGGGAAGGGGAAAACACUUGCGGGGUGACAGUCCCCUAGAAAACCCUGAAGGCAAAGGUAGGUCUUUAAAAGUCCAGCCACUUCCAAUAUGUGAUCUCUUUGUUUCUUUUGCCUUCUUUCCCCUUCUCUCUCCUGUGGCAGAGGCAACAGACAUUUGUCAGCCUGGGAGCCCUAGAUCUAGCUUUGCCUCUAGCUGACCCUGAAAAGAAAGAUACAUUCAUAGGGGCCUUCGCCACCCCACAGCAGAGAUUUAAAAAGGGAAUAAUUUUAGAGGCCCUUUGGUUGCUGUUAAAAUGCAAAAAUGAGUGAGGACUCACCCUUGGCUUCAGGUUGCUGAGACUGUGGUUGCCCUUCCCCCUCCCGCUCUCCUUGCAGACAAACAGGCAGUGGCCACGCCAGCUCCACAGCCAGUGGCUGCCACCCCUCACCCUCCUCACGAUUGCCUACCUACGGGCCGGCACAGGGCCAGUAGCCGGUCCUUGCCCUGGCAUGGCCUUGGGCACUGUGCCCUCUUUUCUCCCCUGAAGCUAAAAAGCAGUCACCUUGAAAAACUCCCCACUCCCAGCACCAGAGGAGUUCUGAGGCCAGUUCUCAGACCUGUAACAGUAAAUUACAUUAUUCACCAUGAGGCUGUUAGUUUGGCCUCUAAAGUGGGUUUUGCGAAACCCAUUGUUAAUUCUCAGGGUUCUGUUGGGAGUGGACAAAAAUCUAAUUUCUUGGCCGAAGAGGAAAUAAAAACAGAACAGGAGGUGGUAGAGGGCAUGGAUAUCUCUACUCGCUCCAAAGAUCCUGUCUCUACAGAGAGAACAGCCCAGAAAAGAAAGUUACCCAGCCCUCCACAUUCUUCCAACGGCCACUCGCCACAGGAGGCGUCAGCAAGCCCCAUUAAAAAGAAAAAGAAACCCGGCUUACUGAACAACAAUAACAAGGAGCAGUCAGAACUAAGACAUGGUCCGUUUUACUAUAUGAAGCAGCCACUCACCACAGACCCUGUUGAUGUUGUACCGCAGGAUGGACGGAAUGAUUUCUACUGCUGGGUUUGUCACCGGGAAGGCCAAGUCCUUUGCUGUGAGCUCUGUCCCCGGGUUUAUCACGCUAAGUGUCUGAGACUGACAUCGGAACCAGAGGGGGACUGGUUUUGUCCUGAAUGUGAGAAAAUCACAGUAGCAGAGUGCAUCGAGACGCAGAGUAAAGCCAUGACGAUGCUCAACAUUGAACAGUUGUCUUACCUGCUCAAGUUCGCCAUUCAGAAAAUGAAACAGCCAGGGACAGACGCAUUCCAGAAGCCCGUUCCAUUGGAACAGCAUCCUGACUACGCGGAAUACAUUUUCCAUCCCAUGGACCUUUGUACAUUAGAAAAGAACGCUAAAAAGAAAAUGUAUGGCUGCACAGAAGCCUUCCUGGCUGAUGCAAAGUGGAUUUUGCACAACUGCAUCAUUUAUAAUGGGGGAAAUCACAAAUUGACGCAAAUAGCGAAAGUAGUCAUCAAAAUCUGUGAACAUGAGAUGAACGAAAUCGAAGUAUGUCCAGAAUGUUAUCUAGCUGCUUGCCAAAAACGAGAUAACUGGUUUUGUGAGCCUUGUAGCAAUCCACAUCCUUUGGUCUGGGCAAAACUGAAAGGGUUUCCAUUCUGGCCUGCAAAAGCUCUGAGGGAUAAAGAUGGGCAGGUUGAUGCCCGUUUCUUUGGACAACACGACAGGGCCUGGGUUCCAAUAAAUAAUUGCUACCUCAUGUCUAAAGAAAUUCCUUUUUCUGUGAAAAAGACGAAAAGCAUCUUCAACAGCGCCAUGCAGGAGAUGGAGGUCUACGUGGAGAACAUCCGCAGGAAGUUUGGGGUUUUUAAUUACUCUCCGUUCAGGACGCCCUACACGCCCAAUAGCCAGUACCAAAUGCUGCUCGACCCCAGCAACCCCAGCGCCGGCACCGCCAAGAUAGACAAGCAGGAGAAGAUCAAGCUCAACUUCGACAUGACGGCGUCCCCCAAGAUCCUGAUGGGCAAGCCCAUGCUGAGCGGGGGCACGGGGCGCCGGAUUUCGCUGUCGGACAUGCCGCGCUCCCCCAUGAGUACCAACUCUUCCGUGCACACGGGCUCCGACGUGGAGCAGGACACCGAGAAGAAGCCCACGUCGAGCCACUUCAGCGCCAGCGAGGAGUCCAUGGACUUCCUGGAUAAGAGCACAGCUUCGCCAACCUCUACAAAGACGGGACAAGCGGGGAGUCUCUCUGACAGCCCGAAACCUUUCUCUCCUCAACCAUCAACUCCGAUCACAAUGAAAACAGACAAAACGUCCACCACUGGAAGCAUCCUGAAUCUUAACCUGGACCGCAGCAAGGCGGAGAUGGACCUGAAGGAGCUGAGCGAGGCCGUGCAGCAGUCGGCGCCCGUCCCGCUCAUCUCGCCCAAGCGCCAGAUCCGCAGCCGGUUCCAGCUGAACCUCGACAAGACCAUAGAGAGUUGCAAAGCACAACUAGGCAUCAAUGAAAUCUCGGAAGACGUUUACACAGCCGUAGAGCACAGCGAUUCCGAGGAUUCCGAGAAGUCGGACAGUAGCGACAGUGAGUAUAUCAGUGACGACGAGCAGAAGCCCAAGAAUGAGCCAGAAGACCCAGAAGACAAAGAGGGAAGUUGCGGGGACAAAGAGCCAUCUGCUGUCAAAAAAAAGCCCAAACCGGCAAACCCGGUGGAGAUUAAAGAGGAGGUGAAAAGCAUGUCGCCCACCAGCGAGCAAGUCGAUCCCGGAGCAGCCAAGGACAAGGCCAGCCCUGAGCCGGAGAAGGAUUUUCCAGAAAAAGCAAAACCGUCACCUCAUCCCACGAAGGAUAAACUGAAGGGAAAAGAUGAGACAGAUUCCCCAACCGUACAUUUGGGCCUGGACUCCGAUUCAGAGAGCGAACUUGUCAUAGAUUUAGGAGAAGAACAUUCUGGGCGGGAGGGUCGAAAAGCUAAGAAGGAACCCAAAGAACCAUCUCCCAAGCAGGAUGUUGCAGGUAAAGCUCCACCAUCCACGACGGCGGGCAGCCAGUCUCCCCCCGAAACGCCGGUGCUCACCCGCUCCUCCUCCCAAACUCCCGCCGCUGGUGUCACAGCCACCACCAGCUCGACACCCACCGUCACCGUCACGGCCCCCGCCCAGGCCCCGGCCCCCCCUGCCGCCACAGGAAGCCCAGUGAAAAAGCAGAGGCCGCUUUUACCGAAGGAGACCGCGCCGGCCGUGCAGCGGGUCGUGUGGAACUCAUCAAGUAAGUUUCAAACGUCCUCCCAAAAGUGGCACAUGCAGAAGAUGCAGCGCCAGCAGCAGCAGCAGCAGCAGCAAAACCAGCAGCAGCAGCCUCAGUCUUCCCAGGGGACGAGAUAUCAGACCAGACAGGCUGUGAAAGCGGUCCAGCAGAAGGAGAUCACGCAGAGCCCCUCCACGUCCACCAUCACCCUGGUGACCAGCACACAGUCCUCGCCCCUGGUCACCAGCUCGGGGUCCACGAGCACCCUGGCGUCUUCGAUCAGCGCGGACCUGCCCAUCGCCACUGCCUCUGCCGACGUUGCCGCCGACAUCGCCAAGUACACUAGCAAAAUGAUGGACGCAAUAAAAGGAACGAUGACAGAGAUAUACAACGAUCUCUCUAAAAACACUACUGGAAGCACAAUAGCUGAGAUUCGCAGGCUGAGGAUCGAGAUCGAGAAGCUGCAGUGGCUGCACCAGCAGGAGCUCUCUGAGAUGAAGCACAACUUGGAGCUGACCAUGGCGGAGAUGCGGCAGAGCCUGGAGCAGGAGCGGGACCGGCUCAUCGCCGAGGUGAAGAAGCAGCUGGAGCUGGAGAAGCAGCAGGCGGUGGACGAGACCAAGAAGAAGCAGUGGUGCGCCAACUGCAAGAAGGAGGCCAUCUUUUACUGCUGCUGGAACACCAGCUACUGCGACUACCCCUGCCAGCAGGCCCACUGGCCUGAGCACAUGAAGUCCUGCACCCAGUCAGCGACCGCCCCUCAGCAGGAAGCGGAUACCGAGGUGAACACGGAAACGGCGAACAAGUCUUCCCAGGGCAGCUCCUCUGGCACCCAGUCUGCGCCUUCGGAAACGGCCAGCGCCUCGAAAGAGAAGGAGACGUCGGCUGAGAAAAGCAAGGACAGUGGCUCGACGCUUGACCUUUCUGGCUCCAGAGAGACGCCCUCCUCCAUGCUCUCGGGCUCCAGCCAAGGCUCUGUUAGCAAAAGGUGUGACAAGCAACCUGCCUAUGCCCCAACCACCACAGACCACCAGCCGCACCCCAACUACCCAGCCCAGAAGUACCAUUCCCGGAGUAGCAAAUCCAGCUGGAGCAGCGGCGAGGAGAAGCGAGGAUCGGCACGUUCCGAGCACAGCACCAGCAGUACCAAGAGUCUCAUGCCGAAAGAGUCUCGGCUGGACACCUUCUGGGACUAGGGGCAAAGUGUGACCCACACUACCUACCCUACGGGGAGGACACUCAGACACCAGGAAAAUAAGCGACAGCAAAGCCAGGAGAACAGCCGCCUUCAGACUCGAGACUUCUGAGCGUUCAGACUUGGCCCGCGCCCGGCACGAGGGCAGCCCACACUACAGGACGCCCGCAUUCGCCCCACCCGGGACUGUCCGCCACGCACAAGCUCUGUGCUUGCGAUGUAAAUAGUGUACAAUUUGUGGAUGUCACUAAACCUAGAGGACCUUCCCCCUUUUAUAUUUGUAUUGACUUUAACUUAUAAAAAAAAAAAAAAAACAACCCACCCCAACAACAAAAAGAAUGUUUUGAUGUUGGAGGGAAGGGACGGUCACUUAGCCUGUCUACCACACAGCAGAAUGGAGACUGGGCCUGGGGGCUGCCGUCUCCCACGUGUCCUGCUCCUCGGAUUGCGAGCUGUUUCCAGGCAUGUGUCUGUGUGCAGCUCGCUGGGAUCGCGAGUUUGGGCACAGACUCCGUGCGCUGUGGCACGGCCCAUCAAGCCAUUGGCUCCUUUCAAAUACUACGUUGUUGCGUUCUAAGACACAAGCUCUCCGGACUGGAAGGACACAUGGAGAAGCUCAUUUAUUUUGUGUCAUUUAAAUGAUGACUACUCCUAAAAGGGAAAAAACCAACGUCCUUGUUUACAGAAGAGAAGCAGAAAGAAGCCCUGCUCGGCUCAAUUUGCAGCAGAAGAACGUAGAGAAGGUUAGGGUCAUAAACUCUGAAACAAAGAGCAGUCUUUCCUUUGCUUUUGUGAUUCCUUUAAACACACUCACACGCUUGGCAAGAGAUGCCGUGCUUCUCGGGAGCAAGAACUCCAAGGCAAGGUGCACGCAGAGGACACUCGAGUCUGGGAUGAAGCAUGUAUGUAUUAUUUAUAUGAUGGAAUUUUACAUUUUUAUGUAAGCAUGAAUCAAAGGCAGUAUGAGAGAAAGCAAGACCAGCCAUGCUGUCCGACACUACGUAUAUGCUGUAGUACCAUUUUGUAUGUUGUGUAAAACAAAAAGCAUUGAUCAAAAAGCAAAAGGUGAUGUAUGUAUAUGAGAAAAUUAAUUGUACGAUAUCAUUCCAGUACAUUCUGUUGUACAUUUUAGUCUCGUUUACUUUCUCUUCAUUGUUGAUAAGAGGAUGCGAACUGUACAGUUUCCAGCUAGUUACCCAUAUUAGAGAAGAAAUAAGAAGAGAGUAUUAGAAGAAAAAAGGAGAGAACAUUUGUGAAUUGCAGUUGUCAAAAAAAAAAAAAAUAGCCUAGCUGGCCUUACUUGUGAAGCAUAAUUGCUUUUAGCAUAUGGAAGUAUUUUUUCACAUUUUCUUUGUAUAAAAUUUGUAUUAAACUUAAAUAUCUUUUUUGAUGACCGUGUUUCUUUGUGACUGAGCCAGUGGACUCGCACGGAAUGCUCUUUUGGGUUUCCCCUCCCCCCACCCCCGAUUUUUUCAGACCCUUCACCUUUUUUUAAUUAAACUGUUUUGGAAAAAUG
Microcebus murinus (gray mouse lemur) is the source of this 8132-nucleotide messenger RNA. Lineage: Eukaryota; Metazoa; Chordata; Mammalia; Primates; Cheirogaleidae. The record is from RefSeq and is a predicted model, not a curated record.